Messenger RNA from Drosophila innubila, 11130 nucleotides. It is a transcript of the gene dikar, whose product is annotated as protein split ends. The record is from RefSeq and is a predicted model, not a curated record. Lineage: Eukaryota; Metazoa; Arthropoda; Insecta; Diptera; Drosophilidae. Gene Ontology annotation, cellular component: CERF complex. The transcript is spliced from 11 exons. Bases 375 to 9767 code for a protein of 3130 amino acids. Gene Ontology annotation, biological process: chromatin remodeling. Gene Ontology annotation, molecular function: protein binding.
AGUAAACUGUGUACAGCUUGUGAAAAUGUGAAUUCAAAUAAAAUCAUAGAAAUUGUCAUCGUCCAAUUGCGUGCCUCACUGUUACGGCAAAAGGAAAGCGCAAAUGAAAAAAUAUAUACACACAGCAGAGGCAGCAACGGAACAUCGCAGCAAGGCACCUUCUACGGCGGCGCAUGCUCAUCAAAGGCGCUAUUGUGCCAUAGUAUAUGCGAAAAUAGCGCGAAGUUAAUCGAAAUACUUAACAACUUGAAAUAAGAGACUGCCAAGCAACAGUAAGGAACGACUAGAAAAAAAAAACAUUAGCAUAGCCACAAGGAAUUGUUUGUUUCAUCAUCUUGCAGAAAGCCAAGUUUCUAAUACGCAAGCAUACAUAAAUGGUUUCUACUUUUAUUGGCCUAUUGGACAUACAAUCAUGGUGGGAGAUACCGUGUAUUUCGCAUUUCUGUUCAUUGUUUAGUUCCGCCUUCGAUUUACCGGACAUUGACAUAGAGGAUCUCGAAUCGGCGCUGCUAUCCGAUGGUACCAGCGAGGAGGAUCAAGUUGCCUUAGUGCCCGAAUUAAUUGUUCGCCUGCUGACGGGCUGCGAUGCGCUACAGUCGGUAGCCAAUGAGAUUACACACAGCAACUAUCAGAUGUUUUUGCGCCGCUUCCUGCGUCAACAGUGUCGCCUGCAUCAGACAGAGAAUCACUUUGAUACGGACAUAGACUUCCAAUCGCUGCCGGUGCGCAAGCGUCUACAAAUUCUGCACGAUCUGUGCCAUUUUCGUUUGGACUCUGUCGAUGUGCAGGUCAUACUCAGUAAUCUAGAGGCGGACAGUUUGCGCGUUGAGCCGCUUGGCUACGACGCUAAAAACUCUGGCUAUUGGUAUUUCUACGGUACGCGACUUUAUCGCGAAGAUAAAGCGGCCACGGGAACUGCAUCUGGUUCAGGAAAGGCAGCCGCUGCGUCGCUAAGUGGUGGCGCCGGCUCUGGCGGUAACACAGCCAUUGGCAGUAACGGCACCAUUUGGCAGGUUAUUUGCUUCACCGAGGAGGAUUGGCAGAAUUUGGCGGCCAAGUUUAAGACCUCAACGAAUGGUAAAGAGCGUGAACUCUUCCAGAUACUUGAUGAGAACUUUUUGCCCAAAUUACCGCAGCUAUUUCGCGAGCGAGAGCGUCUGAGACGCAGAAAGUUAUUGCAAGUGCGAAAUUCCAGUCGCAUACGGAAUCUAGCCGAGUUGAAGGCACGCCAGGAGGAAGAGCGACUUAAGCGGGAGCGUGAACGUGAAAGAGAUUUACGCCGUGAACGUGAAAGAGAUCUACGCCGUGAGCGUCAAUACGCGACCCACUUGGCGCCGCCAACGGUUCAACAACGUUCACGCAGACGGUUAGCACGUCCAGUAUUAUACUCUCAAUCCACAUCGACGGCUAGCGGUAUUUCCACUUAUGCAAGCUCUCUGAGACGUACAACAACAACUAAUUCCAGCGAAUUUCUGUGCCACAGGGAAACCUUUUGUCUCUCGCCCGAAGACGAUGACCAAAACGACGACGAGGAGCCGAAUCCAGAUCAACAAGAGCAACAGCAACAGCCCCGGCAGCAACAACAACAACAACAAGAAGACCAAGAGCAGCAAAAGCAAUUAGCGCAGCACCAGGAAGAACAAGAGCAGCAAGAGCAACAAUUAAUUGCUGCGUCAGAAGCAACAACAUCUGAUAAAUUUCGUUCGCCCGAACCGCCUAGGGAAAAUUCACAAACGCCAGCGAAAUUCAAGAGCAAGGGUCAUCAUCAUCAUCACCACCACCAUCAUCAUCAUCAUCAUCAUAAGAAGAAAAAGUCCGGAAAGAAGCAAAAGAAACGUUCACGCGAACAUCGAGAACGGGAUAAAGACCAUCAUCAUUAUCAUCAUCAUCGACGGCGACACAAGCAUGCGUCUGAGGCAGACGAAGAAUACGAGGACGCCAACAACAACACCGAUAACAACAACGACCAGAGCAAUAACAGCAGUGCAGCAGGAGCUGCCUCAGCUGUACGCAAUCACAAGCGACGGCACAGUCGUCAUCAAUUGCCAACAAAUCCCGAGACGUCAGAGCCGCUUCACGCCACCUCGCUAAGUCCGGAGGACAAGGAGAACUUUUGCCGUCAGCUGCAGUUGCUAGAUGCCAACUCGGCGGCAAUUGCCGUUGCCACAAGCAUUGCGGAUCUGAGCCUACCCUCGCCCGUGGCGCAUGACAGCGAGGAGCAGCUGCAGUCAGAGCAAUCAGCCGCCCAGCCAGUUGUUGCUAAGCGCGAGGAGCAGAUGGCGCCAGCGGCCAAUGUUAAGCUGCCCGGCAGGCAAACUAACAAUUCACUCAGCUCCCUAACGGGCAACAUAUUUAUACCGACGGGCGGUGCUGCCGCAACCACAAACCAUCAACAACAGCAUAGCACCACCACAACGUCAGAGACAACGGCACGCUCCAAGAAACAGAAGGCCACAGCACUCAGCUCAAGCUCGUCCGGUAAAACGGAACGCAGUGCCACCAAAGCGGAGGCGGUAAAAACCAAAAAAUCAACGGCGGCAAACACAACAGCAACAGCAGCGGCAACAACAGCAACACCGUCAUCGGCCGCCUCCACGUCAUCCACAUCCAGCAAGGCGGAACGACACAGUGGCGCAUACUCAGAUAAAAGCGCCGACGACUUUACCGAAACGGAGGAAGUUCUACAAAUCGGAAUGCAUAAGGUGCUCGUCUAUGUCAAAAAUCAUCGGGAUGCAUGGCCCUUCAUGGAUCCCGUUGAGGAGGAUAUUGCGCCACGUUACUACUCUAUUAUAAGAAGACCCAUGGAUCUGCUUAAAAUGGAAGACAAACUGGACAGUGGAGAGUAUCACAAGUUUAGCGAAUUUCGCAAUGAUUUUCGUUUAAUUGUAAACAAUUGUAGAUUGUACAAUGGGCACAAUAAUGAGUACACAGAGAUGGUUAACAAUUUACAGGAUGCCUUUGAUAAGGCCACUAAGAAAUAUUUCGAUAAUUUAUCCGAUGAUGAAGAUGAUGAUCCGAAUUUAAGUUACCCCGCCGCUGAUUCCAAGAUGAAUGUAUUCCGGGAGAAGUACUUUAAGAAGAAGGUGAAAGAGGAGGAGAAAGAAUCCUCGGUCAACUCAGCGUCCAGCAAGCGUCUGCAGGACAGCAGCACCGAGGAGGACAAAAGCGAUACGGAGGAGCCUGCGGAAACAACAGCUGCACACGCGCAGAAACGUAAACGCAAGGAGAAGGAUAAACGGCGUAAAAAGAAGGCGAAGAGCAAAGCAGACAGAAGUGGACACAAUGAAGAUGUGGACACAGAUGAAGAGGAUUUGGAGGCAGAGCCACCACCACCAGCACCGCUACAAGCAGUAAAGAAAAGCAAAACCAACAAAGUACUUAAGGAAAAAAGCAAAGACAAGGAUAAAGAUAAGGAGAAGGAGAAGGAUAAGGAUAAGGAGAAGGACAAGGAUAAGGAAAAAGAGCUGGCGUCUUCUAGCAAACGUGGACGCAAAGCAAAAAGCAGAAAAUCCUCUCAGCCAACGGGCAACAGUUCAUCCAAGUCCAGCAAAACACAAAAGACCAAAAAAGCAGGGAAAAAGUCAACGCCCGAAUCGGAUGCAGAGUCGGAGCUAAGUGAGCCACCAAGUGAGGUCGAGUCCAGCGAUGAUGAGGAACUGGCGCUGGCCAAAGUCAAGUCUCUGGUGAAGCCAACGGCUCGCACGAUAGCGGCACAAAAGAAGAAGAUGGUGCCAGCGGAGUCGAAAGUGAAGACGCCAACGCCCGUGAAGCGACAGCCAAAGAGCAAGAAAGGUGGACGCAGUCGAGCCAAAGGAGAUAGAGAACUAGAUGAUCUGGAUGACGAUAGUUCCAUGUCUGAUAUGAAUGUGAAAAAGCAGCUGCCACCAACAGCUGCCGUGGCGCUGGCGGAAUCUGCUGCGGAUCUGGAGGAGGAUGAUGACAAUGAAGAUGAUGUCAAUGACGAUGAUAUCUCGAGAUCCCGUAGUAUGUCACCAUUCAAAGUGGAUCUUCACAAGAAAUACUCAAAGAGUGCACUCAACGAUGAUCUUUCCGAGCUGCUGACAACCGUCAAGAAGGUGACCAGCGCCGAGACGACAAAGCUGAGCGCUCGACACGAGGGAGAACAGCUGGGUGAUAAAUCCGAUCAGGAUUCCGAGACGGACUUUAUGUCGUUGGCCAGCUGCAGCAGCUCCGAUGAACGGCGUCGUCGGCGUAGUCCCUCUCCUCAGGUUACGAAACGUAGCAAAAAAACGGAAUCGCCGCCAGCCAAAAAGGAGAAGGAGAAGAAGCGCAGCCAAGACAAAGAUAAAGAAAAAGACAAAGAAAAGGACAAGGAUAAGGAUAGGGAUAAAGAAAAGUCACGCAGUGCCAAGCACAAAAAGAGCUCGGCAGAAUCAGCAGCUGCUUUGGCCGCAGCUGCCGAGCAGGCCGAAUUGGAAAUGUUGCUGCCCUUUAUGGACAAAUACGAUGUUAUUAAGUAUCGACGCAGUCGAGCAGCGCUAAGCGGGUCAAGUGCAUCCAAUUCGCUGGCACCCUCGGAGGACUCCAAGUCGAACAGUGCUAAGAGCACGUCUACAUCCAAAAAGAAAAAGGAACAUCAGCCGGAGCCUCCAGCGGAGCAUAAACGUGGACGUAAAAGCAAGGAACAGAAGCACGUCAAGGAGGCCAGUCGGGAAGUGGAAAAGCCAACCAAGACUGAGAAGAGCGAGAAGCCCGAGGAAAAACCCAAAAAAGUUGAGACGCCAAAAAACGCCGAAAAGCCGACGCGGGAGCUGACUCCUCCUCCACCUCCAGUUGUCGUGAAACCAGAGGCUCUUGUGAAGCCCGAGCCACCAGGAAAGGAUGUGGUUAACAAGUCUAGUAGCACUGCUGCCACCACAAGCCCCAGCAAUGUCAAGAGCAAAGAGCCAACUGUUAAAUCCAAUAGCAAAAAGCGACCUGACAAACAAAUGCCACCGCCGCCAAAGCCCGCCGAGAAAUCGAACGAGAAGGGCGCCGGCAACAGGAAGCUGACAGGGAAGAAAGCGGCAGCAGCUGCUCAAAAAGCUGGCCAAGCUGCGGCCAGCAACAAUGCGAAUCUGGAGGCAUUGGAUGUAGAAACGGAGCAGACUCUAAAGGAUAUCAAUCGUUGGCUGGAGCACACGCCGCGUUUCUCCGAGUUCAGCUCGGCCAGCAAUUCGCCCUCCCGCUACAAUCUGUUGGAUGACUUUGAUUCAGGAAUUGGCAGCAAACUAGAUGCAGCGGACUUUAGACGUCCCGUGGCAUUGGCUGCACCCAAGGCGGAGCUGGUGCCCACCAAGCUGGCGGAGGCGCUGAACGAGCUGGUCAGCGACGCGGCACCCAAGCCUGUAGUGAAAACCGAAGCAGAUGCGCUUCCCACGGCCAGCAGCGUGAGCAGCAGUUGUGGUACUCCGCCGCAUUCAAUGCACUCGGGCAACUCCAUUGGCAGCACAUCGGCCACGGCGGCCAGCUCCAGUUCAGCCUGCUCCAACAAUUCAACGGUUUCUGCUCAGCAAACUCCGACGCUGCCACCCGUGAUCAGCUCACCACUUCCGGCAGUGGCAAUGGUGCAACCCGUGAAGCCCAAGGAACCAGGCAGUACACAGCUCAUACUAAAUCCUCCGCCGCCGCCGCACAUCAAGCAGCAGAUGGCCAAGGAGGCGAAACGGAAAACCAUGAAGGAGAAACUCGCAGUUAAUGCCCAGGCACAGCAGGCAAAGGCGAAAGCAAAUGUGAUGCGGACCAUUGAGCGUCUGCAGCCGGGAAAGGCCAAGGGUAAUCUCAUACAGAACGUUGUCAAGACGGAGGAGACGGAAGCCUUGGUUAGCCCGGUGGCCAACAAGAGUAAGGAACCCAAAAAUGCGCUUACCACAGAGACAAGUGAAGGUGCUCCAAAGCUGAGUCUGGGCACAGUCAUCAAAACACAGGACUUUGCUCUGGGCAAGACGCUCGAGGAGUUGGCAGGCAAAAAGCAGCUGCCGGAGUCGGAAAAUGCGCCCACGGAAAACAGUACUUCCGAGGAAUCGACGGCUUUGACUUCCAGCAAGGAGCCACCGAAACCCUUUGAGGCGUUAUUGGAACUCAGCAAAGUCAGCAGUGAGCUGUCCUCGAAGGCGGCGUCGGAAGCGAAGGAGAAACCCAAUUUGAGUGCCUGGCUUAAGGCCUUUGGAGGUCCCAAGGUCAAUAAGAAGUCAACUGAGGAGGACAAACAGCAAAUGCAGCAGACACUGGCACAAGAUGAUGCCCGCGUGGCGCCACCAGCUCACUCUCCGGUGUGUGGGGAGAACAACUUCUCGCUGCCCGUGGUCAUGCGUCCAAGGAAGCCCAGCACGGGCAGCACUAACUCGGAGCGCAGUUCCUUCAGUCAGGAUCCAGAUUCACCGCGCAUAGCCAUCGAUGAGAGAUACGGUUCCUAUGCAGCUGGUUCCUACACCUCGCCUAUUUGCGCCUCGCCCAUUGGAGCAUCUCCCAUAAUGGUGUCGCCCAAGCCGAACGAUGACAUGGGCAAACCAGCGUCGCCUUAUACGUUGAAUGGCGCUAUUAAGGUGGGUUUCUAUCAGGACACCACCACGAAGAGCAGUCCUGACAAGAGCUGCAGUCCGCGCGAGAUGAACUCGCCGUAUCCACAAUACUCGCAACAUAUUUACUCAUCGGCCUCCUCGCCGAAUGUCUCCACGCCCGAGCUGAGCGGCACAUCGCCCUAUGGUGGUGGCAAUAGCUAUAAUCCAUCGGGCUCUGAGGCAUCCAAGACGCCAGCUUACUCCUCCACCUCACCACUUCCCAUUUACGAUCAAUACAAGCAGCCGCGCUCGCAGGAAUCUGACUACAACUCCUCGAUGAGUCCCAGCACACCAAAUCCUCAUUCGCCUUACCAGCAACCUCAAAGUUCGCCCUACACCACCCCCCAUUCCUCACAGUUGUCUCCCUACCACGCCCAGUCGCCGUAUCAUCAGCCAACCCACCCGCAGCCCCAGCAACCAUCUCACAGUCCCACUGCGCAACAACAAGCGCUGAGUCCAAUGCACAGCAGCGUGGAUUCACCCGCCUCGUCGGCAGCCACACAACCACCCACCCCACUGGCCCAAUCUCCUGCAGAGCAACAACACUCGCCGUAUCAGCAACCAGUGCUGUCGCCCUACCAACAACAGCAACAUCAACAGGCGGCUCCAGUGGUGCCAUCGCCAGUGACAACAACUCAACCACCUGCAGCUUCUGUUGCCUUAACCGCAGCAAUGAGCACCUACCAGCAACAACAACAGCAGCAACGCUCCCUGUAUAAUCCUGCAACAUUGAUAAAUCCGCUGCCAAGUGCUGCCCCACCUGUGGUGCCAGCAGCAGCAACUGUGGCUAAAGCCAGCAACAAUGAUUGGAACUUGGCGCACAGCCUAUUGCCACCCAACCUGGGUAGCAAUCAGGUAGCGCAGCAACAGCAACACCAGAAUCAACAGCAACAUCAGAAUCAACAGCAGCAACAGGUGCUAGCACACCAACAACAACAGCAGCAGCAGCAACAGUUGCAUGGAGUUAAGCCCAAAUAUCCAACUUAUGCACAGUAUCAAUCAACAAAUGCAGCGGCAAAUGCAGCAGCUGCCGCAGAUAUUGUGGAAACACAGCAACAACAGCAACAGCAGCAGCAGCAACAACAACAGCAACAGAAAAUUCUGCCACCAAGCUAUGGUAGCGAUAUGGCAACGUUUAUGCAACAUCAGAUGCAACAACCAGCAAAAACAGACACGCUUAUAAAUCCAUUGAAACGGACCAGCGAUGAAAUAAGCAUGGAUUACAGCGAUGUUGCCAGCAGCAAUAAGAUGCCGCAGCAACAACAACAGCCGCAGCAGCAACAACAGCCACAGCAGCAACAACAGCCACAGCAACCACAAGCACAAUCGCUCUUAAAUAAACAACAGCAAAUGUUCAAUAGCUUUUUGGGUUCAAUGGCAUUUGGCAAACAGCUGGGCACUAUAGCUCCCGAUAAGGCAUUUGAGAUGUACAAUCGUGCCGCAGCCAUGGGUUUUCCCAAGGAGUUUGCCAAGGAUAAUACUGCCUGCAACAUGCAACAGCAGCAGCAACAACAGCAACAACAGGCAGCGGUCAACAAACAACAAAGCAGUCAGCAACAGCAACAGCAGCAACAACAACAGCAAUCCCAAGCACAGCCGCACCUCACGCAACUGCAACCGCCCCAUAAUCUAAACUAUCAACAGCAACAGCAGCAGCAACAACAGCAACAGCAGCAGAAAUUGCCUUUGCAACAGCAGCAACAACAACAGGCGCCGCACAAGCCACCGCUUAAUUAUGGCAACAACAGCAACAACCUGCAGCAACAGCAGCAGCCACAACCCGCACAGCAACAACAACAGGAGCAACAGCAACAACAUGCACAGCAGCAACAACAACAACCACACAAUGCUUAUCAACAGCAAGCGCAGCUUAAUCACAACUAUGCCCCAGCAGCACAACAACAGCAACAACAACAACAACCAACUGCUGUCAAGUCAGCGGCAACACAGUCAGCUGUGGCAGCCAACAGUGAGAACAGCAACAUGUUGCAUCUGGCAGCAAGUGCGCAUCAACAUCAUCUCAGUCAGACGCAUCAUUUGGCUGCCUACAACAAGCCGACACCGCCACCACCACCGCAAACGUACAACAAUCCGUUGAUGCAUCCGCUGACCGAGUCCAUGUUGGGCUAUCCGGUGAACUACUUUGACAAGAAUAUGCCACCAGCGGCACACAUGUACAGUGCAGCCUCGAGUGCAGCAACUGCCUAUGGCAAUCCUGCACAGCAGCUGCCGGGCAAUUAUGUGCCCGGUAGCAACAGUGCCGCACAGCAGCAGCAGCCGACACAUCAACAACAACCUCCUGUGGCUGUUCCGGCGCCUGAAGUAAAGGCGCCCGCUAAACGUGGACGUAAGAAAAAGGCAGCCACAAAUGCAGCGGAAACAACUGCCAAGCAACAACAACAACAACAGCAGCAGCAACACGUGGCAGCACAGCAGCAACAGCAGCAGCAACAACAACAACAGCAGCAGCAGCAACAGCAACAACAGAGUCAACAACAAGCAAUGCCACAGUACAACAUGCCACAGAUGCCAACGUCAGCAGCAGCUGCUCACGCUCAGGUGUUGCAUCAAGGCUUUCAGCUGUAUGCGGGACUUAAAUCUGGGGGCGUUGCAUCGCCUGCCGCUGGCACAGCAGCAGCGGGAUCUUCAGUUGCUGCUGCAUCAACUACGCAAACAGCUGCGGAUGCGGCAGCCAUCUCGCUGAAGACUUCUACUGGUGGCAUGGUACCUGGCAGCGCUUUUAACUUUGCGCCCACACCUAGUGCCCUGGGUCUUUAUGGCGAUCAGACCAGCAGCUACUUGGAUCAAUUCCGCGAGGCAUCCAAUCCGUACUACAUGCCACCGGCGCCGGCGCACAGCGGAGCGACCGCAAAUCCAGCUGGCAAUGCGGCGGACAAGAGUCAAAAUCCUUUAAAUACGGCCGCGGGAUCGUAUCCGUUUCUGGCUGCAGCGCAUCCAUCGACACGUGCAGCAGCUUAUCCAUUUGCAGCCUCCCAGCUGGAUCCCAAUUCGCAGCUGUAUCAACAGUAUCUGCGUCGCGAUGACUUUCAUGCCCGGAUGAUCUUCAAUCAGAGUCUGUUAGGUGGUCCAGCUGCAGCUGCCGCUGCGGCUGGCUAUGGUCAGCCCCCUCCGCCACCUGCUGCCUAUAGACCCUCAGCGCUGGGCAUGACCAAGCCGUAUGAUAUCAACAGGCAAUCAUGGUUUUAGCAGUACGCCAGCGCCGCCAACGUGGAUCUGCAGGGAGACGACUUAAAUGCGUCGUCAACCGCGACGACGGCGGCGACGGCAGCAGGUGGAGCAACGGCGGCAGCAGCAGCAGCAGCUGCAGUGGGACCAACAACACAGCGUUAAAGCUACUUGGUUAAGAAUAUCGGGAAGCCUUUUUACUAUAUAUAAUUUAAUCUGAUAUUAGAUAUGUAUAUGCUGACUCGAAUUCUAGUUAAAUAGAUUCGCGACGACUGUUUUGAUUGUGUGCGUGUGUGCGUGUGUGUGUCCCUAAACUACACAUCGCACACAUUUAACAAAAGUGUUAAAAUUCAAAUUGUUACACAAUUUUAAUGAAUCAGGGAAAAAUUAAUUGUUUUUCAGAAAAGUACAGCAGAUAAUAAUGAACUCAUAUUCUCUUCAAUCAAGAAAAAAUCAAAAGAUACCUAAAUUUGAGUUGUACAACUUUUGUGAAAUGUGUGCGAUAAUGUAAUCCCUGUGUUAUCUCUUUCAUGCUUCAUUUCUAUUGUGCAAUGUUUCCAAUUCCCCCUUUAACUGCUCCCAGGAUCAGCACAUGACACACCGUUCGCAAGUUAUUUGGUAGUUCUGUUAAGACAGUCUUAAAUUUUAAGUUUUUUGUUAGAUUGUAAAAAUUUUAGUUUUGAGCUGAUUAAGAAACAGAAAAACAGAACAGAUUCUAAGAAUUGUUUCAAAAGCUUCCGACUAUAUUGUAGGCCUUUAGUUUUCAGAAUUUAACUAAGCGUUGUAAACUACCUAUUAUUAUACAUAUUAAUUAUUAUAUUAUAUUAUAUUAAAUUAUAUAAUUAUUACUACUAUGUACUACCAUUAUUAGUUUUUAUACGAUCGUGCAGCGGGUAAUUUGUUAAAAUAUUUAUUAAUAUAUUCAAAAUAUGCAAACAUAUACAAAAAAAAAACAUACAAUUACAAACAAUUUUUAGUUUAUAGAAAGCCAAACAAGUGUAAAAACUUUUGUUAAAUAUGCUAAGUACGGUCUAAACUUAAAUCCAAAGUAAAAAAGAAAGAAAUAAAUACUACACAAACACAUUCAUGCACACUUACACACCCAUACACACACACGUAUAUACUCAUAGCUCGCAUGUGCAACAUUCCGCCAUGAUUUCAGAAUCCUUUCCGGAAUCAUAUUCGCUGUACAUACAAACAAAGAGUUGAAACUGUUACAACAAAAACACAUCUCAAAUUGUAGCUUUAAAUGCUGUAAAAUAUAAAAAUAAACAAUUCAAAGUAAUUUCAAUGCAAAAGCGAAUGCAAAUUUAUGAAAGGUAAAUGAAAAAAGUGUCUUAGUCGCGAUUAAUAUAAAAGAAACAAGCAAAAAACGCAUAUAAAA